GAGAAGAAAGCGCGGAGGAAGCACACACAGAAACACACACACCCACGGGCUAGCGGCGUCCCCUGCGCGCGCGCGCAUGCGCCCCGGCGGCCUUGACCCGGGUGCCUUCCUCCUGCCCGCUUCUAUGGAAGAAGCCCGUGGCCCGUUUGCUCCGCGGCCGCCGUCGGGGAAGGAGGCGAGAGGCGGAGCGCCAGGAAAAUGCCGGGAAAGCUGAAGGUCAAGAUCGUGGCGGGGCGGCACCUGCCUGUCAUGGACCGAGCCAGUGACUUGACGGACGCCUUCGUGGAGGUAAAGUUUGGAAACACUACAUUUAAGACAGAUGUCUAUCCCAAAUCUCUCAAUCCUCAGUGGAACUCAGAGUGGUUUAAAUUUGAGGUGGAUGAUGAAGAUCUGCAAGAUGAGCCUCUACAGAUAACUGUCCUCGAUCAUGAUACUUACAGUGCUAAUGAUGCUAUUGGAAAAGUUUACAUUGAUAUCGAUCCUCUGCUCUACAGUGAAGCAGCUACAGUUAUUUCGGGCUGGUUUCCAAUUUACGACACCAUACAUGGUAUACGUGGGGAGAUCAAUGUGAUGGUGAAAGUAGACCUCUUUAAUGAUUUAAACCGUUUUAGACAAUCGUCAUGUGGAGUAAAAUUUUUCUGCACUACGUCUAUUCCGAAGUGUUAUAAAGCCGUAAUUAUUCAUGGAUUUGUAGAAGAACUUGUAGUUAAUGAAGAUCCAGAAUAUCAAUGGAUAGACCGAAUCCGUACACCAAGAGCAUCAAAUGAAGCCAGGCAAAGACUUAUUUCAUUAAUGUCAGGGGAACUGCAAAGGAAGAUUGGCCUGAAGGUACUUGAAAUGAGAGGAAAUGCAGUGGUUGGCUACUUGCAGUGUUUUGAUCUGGAGGGAGAAUCUGGCCUAGUAGUACGAGCCAUUGGAACAGCCUGUACCUUGGACAAAUUAAGUAACACACCUGUAUUCUUACCUGCAUGUAAUUCCCCAUCCAAGGAGAUAAAGGAGAUUCCUUUCAAUGAAGAUCCCAACCCCAAUCCUCAUUCAUCAGGACCCUCCACCCCUCUGAAAAACCAAAUCUAUUCCUUUUCACCUUCCAAGUCCUACAGUCGACAGUCCUCUUCUUCUGACACAGAUUUGAGUUUGACACCCAAAACUGCACUUCCCCUAUGGGGACCCAAGAUUUUCCUGCUUCCCAGUUCCCCACCACUUACAUCUUCUUGUUCCCCACCACUUACAAGGCCCUGUCUUCUCUGCUCAGGGUCUAGCUCUAACUCUCUUCACUCUAGCCCUGUGAACCCAAUUCUCAGGAAAAGUAUUUCUUUCACUGAAGAGCUACUUCUGGCUGCUUCGGGAAUGGGAAGUGGUAGUGCUGGAAAAGAAGGGGGGCCUUUAAAAGCUCUGUUAAGACAACAAACUCAAUCAGCUCUGGAGCAAAGGGAAUUUCCUUUUUUUACUUUGACGGCGUUUCCUCCGGGCUUCCUUCUCCACGUCGGUGGGGUCGUCAGCGCCCGCUCUGUGAAACUCUUGGAUCGUAUCCACAAUCCAGCCUUUGUCGGAAUUAUGGGUAACACAAGAUCAUACAAACUACUAGACUGGAAUAGUUUCAAUUCAGAUGACCCGGAAACACGGGAUGCCUGGUGGGCAGAAGUUCGUCAAGAAAUCAAAUCCCAUGCAAAAGCAUUGGGGUGCCACGCUGUGGUGGGCUACAGUGAAUCAACUAGCAUUUGUGAGGAGGUCUGUAUUUUGUCUGCCUCGGGCACAGCAGCUGUGCUGAAUCCCAGGUUUCUCCAGGAUGGAAACAUGGAAGUCUGUUUGGAACCAAGGUUGUCAUGGCAGCCUGGCUACUUUUCCAUAGGGUCAGAGAAGGGAGAGGUUGAUUUUUUUCCUCAAAACCAAGAUAGUUCUUCUCUAUUAGGGCUAGAGGAAACCUUACCUCCCGGUUGUGGCUUCUGUCACAUCCCUUACGAUGAGCUCAACAUGCCAUUCCCGGCUCGCCUCGCUUACUGCUGCAGUUGCAGGAAGCAGAAAGUGCCCGAUGUUCUUUUCACGACAAUAGACUUACCCGUGGACGCAGUGGUGUUUGGAAAAGGCUGUCUCAUCCAAGCCAGGCUAUGCCGGCUGAAAAAGAAAGCCCAAGCCGAAGCCAACGCAACCUGCAUCAGUAACCUGCUGCCAUUUAUGGAGUACGAAGUACACACUCAGUUGAUGAAUAAGCUGAAGCUAAGAGGGAUGAAUGCCCUCUUUGGCCUACGGAUACAGAUCACGGUGGGAGAAACGAUGUUGAUGGGUCUGGCAUCUGCUACAGGGGUUUAUCUGGCUGCUUUACCUACUCCUGGUGGUAUUCAGAUUGCAGGGAAAACUCCCAGUGAUGCCACUUACGAACAGCAUAUAUCUCAUAUGCAGAAGAAAAUCAAUGACACAAUCACCAGAAACAAAGAGCUGUAUGAGAUUAACCCUCCGGAGACAUCGGAAGAAAUUAUAGGUUCUCCCAUUCCAGAACCGAGACACCGGACCAGGUUGCUAAGAUCUCAGUCUGAAAGCUCUGAUGAAAUUGCAGAAUUGGAUCUCUCUCAUGGCAAGAAAGAUGCCUUUGUGUUGGAGAUUGAUGAUACAGAUGCAAUGGAAGACGUUCACACUUUGUUGACAGAUAUCCCUCCACCCUCAGGCUUUUAUAGCUGCAAUACAGAAAUCAUGCCUGGAGUAAACAAUUGGACUUCUGACAUACAGAUGUUUACGUCUGUAAGAGUCUCCAGACUUAGCAAUAUUACCCUCACAAACCAAACUCUCAACAAGACCUUUAAUGAUCUCUGUGAGAAUCUACUAAAGAGCCUUUAUUUUAAACUCCGUUCGAUGAUCCCUUGUUGCCUGUGCCACGUCAACUUUACUGUUGCUCUUCCAGAAGAUGAAUUAAUUCAGGUCACCGUUACGGCUGUUGCAAUAACCUUUGAUAAACACCAGGCUUUGCAAACAGCUAAAACUGUAGAAAAAAACCUACAAAGAGCUUCCACAGACAACGAAGAACAGCUGCAAUUUUCAUUGGAGCUUUCUUCUGAUCCUCACAUGCCUCAGCAGUUCUCACCGGCAAAAGAGGACCUGGAGAAUGCAAGUUCCCACGCAGGUAUACCAGCUGGUCAAAGAGCCACUUCAGUUGAUUACAGUUCCUUUGCAGACAGAUGCAACAGCUGGAUAGAAUUCAUUAAACUGAAAGCUCAAACCAUAAGGCGUGGAUCAAUUAAGACAACCAUCUCCCUUGACAAGCCAAGUCCACUGACCGAAGGACAGUGCCGUAACCGUUUGGGACCCAUGGGAAUGAACUCCACUGUGCCAGUUGUGAAGAUGACACCGCUUUCUUUCAUCCCCGGGGCAAAAAUAACGAAAUACCUUGGAAUCAUCAACAUGUUCUUCAUACGAGAAACCACUUCUCUACGAGAGGAAGGUGGUGUGAGUGGCUUCCUGCACGCAUUUGUCGCUGAGGUGUUUGCGAUGGUCCGAGCUCAUGUGGCAGCACUUGGGGGAAAUGCGGUAGUCUCCUACAUCAUGAAGCAGUGUGUGUUUAUGGAAAACCCAAACAAAAACCAGGCCCAGUGUCUAAUAAAUGUCAGUGGAGAUGCAGUGAUUUUUAUUCGUGAAUCUGAACUAGAUGGGGUGCCUGCCCAGUUUUCUGCUACUGGUUCCACAAAAGAAACAACAUGAAGAAUGGAGAUGUUUUUAUUCAUGUGACCAUAUUUCCAGAGGCUCCGGUAGCCAAGUUUUGUUUCUUACGCUCCGAAUAUGAAGAAUGGCUCCAUUUUGAACCAGCUUAAAACAUCUUUUCCCAUUUCAUAAGAUCCAAGAAACCACCUCAGAGUUCUCUGGACAGAUGAAAGAACAUCUGUCUGAAGAACAAACUGGACCAUCUAUUGUUCUUCAGGUUCCUCAGGAUACUGCCCUGCAUAUCUUAGAAGCACACUGAGAUGAAGACUUUGAUAAGGCAGGAGGAGGGAUAUUUAUACUGAAACUGGAAUAACUGGGAAAGCUAAAUCUACGUUUUCCAUAAAAGAAGAAAAUGGCAUUAAUAUUGCCAGAUGUUCACCCUGCACAGAGAACUUACCUGUUGGAAUAAGCAAGAAUAAUAAGCAUCCUAAACUGGAUUUUUGUGGCAUGUUUGUUUCUUUGUUUUCAUAUUAGCGAACUAUGGACUAUUUUUCUAUUGUAAUUUUUUUUUAAAAAAUGAAAUUGCAGUAUUGAUUAUGAUGAACUAGCCAAUGCACAUAGGAUUGCUAUAGCCUGUCUUUCGAACAACAGGAUGCGGGAACAAUAUUUCUCAAGGCACUGAAAUCCCAGCUGCGUUAGAAGAAAAGAUCAGGGUUUCUGAUCUUCUCGGGUUGUAAACGCUACCAAAAUGGAGAAAUCACGGAUGCCACUGCCCUUCCCUAAACAGCACUCCACUUUGGUACUCAAGACAGGGAUUGUGGCAAAUAAAAGAAGAAUGUUUAGAUAACCCUGGCCCAGAUGAAUGAUAAGAAAAAAACCUAAGAAAUUGCCAAGAGUGAUUUCAUCCGUAAAUUGGAAAGGUAGAGGAGAAUUUUGCAUCCAGCCAUAGAUGUUUUGGGUGGUGAUAGGAGGAACACUCACCUAACAGAAAGAGAAGCCCCUUAAAAAUGGUUUCCUCGGUUCAGUUUCAACUGGUGGACCGUUGGACAGACUAUCCAUCAAAUGUUCUCCAGAUGUUCCUUCUCCCUCACCAAACAUAUUCUUGUGUUAAGAAGAGGCAAGCUGAAAUCUUCCAGGGGCUUCCAAUAUGGAACUUGAAGUACAUAAUGUAAACUUGAAUGUAAAUACAUGAAAAUUUAUUGGAUUAAAGUGCAGAAACUUCUAGAUUAUUUGUCCAAUUCAGAGAUUUCUUUGUAAGGAGAGUGGUGAACGUCACAUUCCUAUGUACAUAAAUAAAGCCUCUUUAUAUAAA
This is a messenger RNA of Pantherophis guttatus, 4939 nucleotides long. The record is from RefSeq and is a predicted model, not a curated record. NCBI's taxonomy places the organism in Eukaryota, Metazoa, Chordata, Lepidosauria, Squamata, Colubridae.